Molecule: messenger RNA, 618 nt
Organism: Nicotiana tabacum (common tobacco)
Lineage: Eukaryota; Viridiplantae; Streptophyta; Magnoliopsida; Solanales; Solanaceae
Source: RefSeq, a predicted model, not a curated record
AUGACCGUGGUGACCAAUGAUAACAAUGAACUAAUUCCUACCCAAACAGUUACCGGAUGGAGGGUAUGCAUGGACUACCGCAAGCUGAAUAAGGUGACCCGCAAGGAUCACUUCCCAUUGCCUUUCCUUGACCAGAUGCUCGAUCGUCUUGCUGGACGUGCCUUCUAUUGCUUCUUGGAUGGAUAUUUUGGGUACAAUCAAAUCCUGAUUGCCCUGGAGGAUCAGGAGAAGACCACAUUUACUUGUCCAUAUGGCACCUUUGCUUUUUCUCGGAUGCCUUUCGGGAUGCGUAAUGCCCCGGUGACAUUCCAACGAUGUACCACCCCCGAUUGGCUGAAUGCGGGAGUAAAGAUUUUGAGAAGAAGUUUGAACUUUGAGGCCAAGGGGUGGGAAACAUUUGUGUACAGCAGGGUGAUGACAACCCGAAGAGCAAGAACUACAAGAGAACAACCACUGCUCUAUCAGGCCAGUCUGAAGGCUCCUACUCGAACUGCCUCCACCUCUGUAGACAUUCCACCUGGUCCAUCCACUUUAGCAGAGCCAGAGAUACCCUCUUCCCGAGCCUACCCAGUGACUGCUCACCGACUGAGCCAGGCUCUUCUCAGCAUCAAGAACUAG